AUGUUCUUCUUCUUCUACUUAGCCACAUUUGAAAAAUGUGCCAAAGUUAUAUUAUAUAUUUUUCUUUUUGUACAGGACAAUAGUGGUACAAUUGAAAAUGAAGAACUAAAAGGUUUCCUUAAAGAUUUGUUGGAAUUAGUUAAAAAAGAUGAUUACGAUGCACAAGAUUUAAGCGCAUUCGAGGAGACCAUUUUGCGCGGUGUUGGCUAUGACAAGGAUGGCAAGAUUUCACGUAAAGAACUGACAAUGAUUUUAUUAACAUUGGCCAAAAUGCCACCAGAAGAUGAACAAUAAAUUUUUUAAAUAUUAAAAGUAAAUUAAAUAAAUUUAUCUUUGCAAUUUCAAUAAAAAUUAAAAUUAA
Teleopsis dalmanni is the source of this 361-nucleotide messenger RNA. RefSeq names its product calbindin-32-like. The coding region runs from base 1 to 294 and encodes 97 amino acids. Gene Ontology annotation, molecular function: calcium ion binding. Lineage: Eukaryota; Metazoa; Arthropoda; Insecta; Diptera; Diopsidae. Gene Ontology annotation, biological process: regulation of presynaptic cytosolic calcium ion concentration; regulation of long-term synaptic potentiation. The transcript has 3 exons. The record is from RefSeq and is a predicted model, not a curated record. Gene Ontology annotation, cellular component: synapse; terminal bouton; nucleus.